Molecule: messenger RNA, 3476 nt
Organism: Tricharina praecox
Lineage: Eukaryota; Fungi; Ascomycota; Pezizomycetes; Pezizales; Pyronemataceae
Product: P-loop containing nucleoside triphosphate hydrolase protein
Exons: 4
Coding region: 371-3166 (931 amino acids)
Cellular component (GO): microtubule; cytoplasm; membrane
Molecular function (GO): GTP binding; GTPase activity; microtubule binding
Source: RefSeq, a predicted model, not a curated record
CCCCACACGGCUAGCAAUCAUACAGCAGAGCAUCCACAGUAGAGUGCUCUGUUGUCCAUACAGAGUAGAACACGCAACAUCCCCUCAUUACCGUCCCCUCCUCUGCUCCAAUUAUAUCUUGAGCAGCAGCUGUUCAUCCUACUCUAAAUCCUCGUGCUAAAUUGAAGACGGAAACACUUCACCCCGCUUCAAUUCCUUACAUAACCCCGCCAUAUCCCAACCGAUAGCUCGGGCUUGGCGAGAGACGUUCAGCAGCUGGAACAACUCACCAAAAACGCACCUCACUGAACGAACAAAACCCAGUCCUUGACUCCCACCACCAAAGCACUCAUCACCGUUCGUGGAUGUGCAAGUUCUCAACACCAUAGCCAUGAGUGCACGGCUUCUUUCGUCCCGCUCCGUUCUUGCGACCACUACACGACGGUCUCCCCCGAUCUCUUCGCUCCGCCGCUUCUACACCUCUCCUUCGACCAUUCCGCCGACUUCCGGCGGUCUCCUACGCUCCAGAUCGGUCCUCCAGUCCAGAGGUCAAAGAUGGCCGGGCCAGAUCUACUACCAUAAUUCUGGCGCCCUAGCGGUCAGACAGAUGAGCUUUGCCAGGUCUCUGCCGAAGCUGGUGCUCAAGUUCGCGCGGAUUCCGGCGGCGUUCGGCGGUGCCGCGAUCGCGGGUUUGGCAUAUGUGCAGUAUAAAGCAGAGCAGGCUGGAAACUAUGCGAAGGGCGUGCUGAAUCAGGGCGUCGACAUCGCCGCGACUACGUGGGAUGGCGCGAAGAAGACGGUCGGCGGAGUCUACGAUACCGUCGCUAGCGGGGUCGAUGGCAUCGGCGCGCCCGAGAUGCCCGAGUGGAUGCACAAGAUCAUGCAGUUCGGUGGCGACAAGGGCGGCGGCAAUGGGGAGAACGACAACGGUGGAGCUGGGGCAGGCGGGAAUGGCAAGAGACCCGAUGGCGAUAAGAAACCGUACAUGGCCGCUACCGGCACAGCCACAGCUGCGGCCUUCGGUUACGGCGCAGACGAUGAUACGCGCAAUCCGAUGCAGGCGGCGAAGGACGACCAGAUGAUGGUGCUCACGAAGAAGAUGAUUGAGAUUCGCAAUAUUCUCUCCCAGGUCGGCCAGACGCAGGCGCUGCAGCUCCCGUCGAUCGUCGUGAUUGGAUCGCAGAGCUCCGGAAAGAGUUCGGUGUUGGAGGCGAUUGUCGGCCACGAGUUCCUGCCGAAGGGAUCGAACAUGGUUACCCGCCGUCCGAUCGAGUUGACGCUCGUGAACACCCCCAGUUCCACAACGGAAUACGGCGAGUUUCCUGCUCUGGGCCUCGGAAAAUUGACCGACUUCUCCAGUAUCCAGAGGACACUCACGGACCUCAACCUGGCGGUGCCCGAAGCGGACUGCGUCUCGGAUGAUCCAAUCCAUCUCAACAUCUACUCUCCGAACGUUCCAGAUCUGUCGUUGAUUGAUCUGCCAGGCUACAUCCAGGUAACCGGUGAAGGACAGCCCCCUGAGCUGAAGACCAAGAUUGCCGAACUCUGUGAAAAAUACAUCAAAGCGCCCAACGUCAUCCUGGCCAUUUCCGCUGCCGAUGUUGACUUGGCCAACUCCACCGCUCUGAAGGCUAGCCGGCGGGUCGAUCCGCGCGGAGAGAGGACUAUCGGUGUCAUCACCAAGAUGGACCUCGUCGAGCCGGAACGGGGACAGUUGAUCCUCAAGGACAAGAACUACCCCCUGAGGCUCGGAUAUGUCGGUGUCGUUUGCCGGACUCCCAGCACUGGCUACUUCUUUGGCAAGAACGCAAACAUCACCAGCGCCAUUAGCAAGAACGAGCACGCGUACUUCAGCACGCACCCCGAGUUCGCGCCGGAAGCCGGAACCACCGUGGGCACUAUCAACCUCCGCCAGAAGCUCAUGACCGUGUUGGAGCAAACCAUGGCUUCUAGCCUUCAGGGCACCAGCGAUGCUAUCCACCAGGAAUUAGAAGAGGCUACCUAUGAGUUUAAAGUGCAGUAUAAUGACCGGCCGUUGACGGCUGAAACGUAUCUCGCCGAAUCCCUCGAUAGGUUCAAGCACUCCUUCAAGGGCUUCACCGAGUCGUUCGGACGGCCUCAAGUGCGUGAGCUACUGAAGGGCGAGCUCGACCAGAAAGUACUCGACUUCUUGGCCCAGCGAUACUGGAACAAGCCUCUGCCUGAGGACCUCACCCGCGUAAGACUCGAUGAGAAGUCGCUCGCCGAGCUUCCCAAAGCCGAUGUCGACAGUCUCUACUGGCACCGCAAGCUUGAUGCCUCCACAUCGUCGCUGACGAAGAUGGGAUUCGGAAGACUCGCCACCAACGUUGUUGCGAAUGCGCUGGCACAGCACAUGGACCGGCUUGUGACCGAGUCCACGUUCCGUGAGCAUCCGUUCGCAAAGAAGGCAAUCCAGGACGCUACCAACACUAUUCUCAACGAGCGGUUCUAUUCAACCAGUGACCAGGUUGAAAAUUGCAUCAAGCCGUACAAAUAUGAGAUCGAGAUGGAAGACCGUGAAUGGUUGCAGAGCCGCGACAACGCGCAGAAGCUUCUGAAGGACGAGCUCAAGGCUUGCGAGGAGGCUAUGAAGUCGAUGAAUGUCACCAUUGGAAAGAAGAAGUUGACCCAGGCUAUGGCGUUCAUCGAUCGGGUCCGCGAUGGCGGGAAAGUUGAUAUGAGGGAGGGGACUGAGGCUUUUGGCUUCAGCCAGGGCUUGUUGGAGAAGGGCAGAGAAGCACUGUUCCUCCGUGAUCGCGCAGAGCUGUUGAAGAUGCGGCUUUACGCUCUCAAGAGCAAGCAGUGCGCCAACAAGGCCAACAAAUACUAUUGCCCCGAGGUCUUCCUCGACGUCGUGGCCGAGAAAUUGACGUCGACGGCGGUGCUGUUCCUCAACGUUGAGUUGCUGUCAGAGUUUUACUACCACUUUCCCCGAGAGUUGGACAACAGACUCGGCCGCCAUCUCUCACCUGAGCAGGUUGAGGCGUUUGCCAAAGAAGACCCCAAGAUCAGAAAGCAUAUUGACCUGCAGCAGCGAAAGCAACUGCUAGAACUCGCGCUCGAGAAGAUGGAGAGUCUGAUGGCUCUCGAGAAGAGCAAAAAACAUCCCGCUGGCGAAGACCCUGUCGGUCCCAGUCCUGCGGGCCGCUGGGGAAGGUUCUUCUAGACGGGGUAGAUGAUCGGUAACGACUUUUUGUGGGAUUUUCUUCGGCGUUGGACAUGAAUGCGUUUUCUCUUCGUUCUUUGGCAUGGUCUGGGAAUUAUAUAUGGCCGCACAGCGUCGUAUUCUGUCUGUCUAGGGUGGUUUUUUUGGUUUCUUCCUCCUUCAGUCGCUUUCUUGUUUAUGGGUUGGUUGGCGAUGUAUAUUCAUUCAGAUUCCACUUCUUCUGUUGUUUGGUACCUGGUAGGGUGAAUGUGAGCAUAGAGGAGGGAUGGGCUUUAGAUGAUCCCAAGCUUUAUGAUGAUGUUUUUGUACA